This is a messenger RNA of Gigantopelta aegis, 2298 nucleotides long. RefSeq lists its product as uncharacterized. The transcript is spliced from 3 exons. The record is from RefSeq and is a predicted model, not a curated record. The coding region runs from base 85 to 972 and encodes 295 amino acids. NCBI's taxonomy places the organism in Eukaryota, Metazoa, Mollusca, Gastropoda, Neomphalida, Peltospiridae. Gene Ontology annotation, biological process: regulation of apoptotic process.
GUUUAAACUACGUCAUCACGUACUUCUAGACGCCGUUUGGCUGUAAUACAGUUCUAAUGGUGCUUAAUUCAUUCCCAGAGAUACAUGGCAAAAUCAAUUACCGUCCGUGGACGGAUGGACGAGGAAGAUGAGAAAUGUCUACAGAACUGUCUGCCAGAGAUUGAACGAUCUGUUGAAGCCAAUCAUAUUGUCACGCAUUUAUUUGCAGCCCAAGUGAUGACCUUUGAUGACAAGAACGAAAUCACGGGUGCAGAACCCAGACAAAAACGAAUACGACUUCUCAUUGACAAACUGAUUUUACACGGUGGACGUAACGGAUUUAUCGAAUUUAUCAGAUCGCUUGAAAAAAGUCACUAUCUGGAAAUUGCUGAAAAACUGAUUAGCAAAAACUAUUCCAGCGGCGAGAGUAAUCUUGGAAAUGAUGUUCAAAACUGGAAACGCGAUGCCAACAUUGAACGCAGGCUGGAGGUACUCCGCGAAAGGAUUUUCAAACUGGACGCGAAGGUAUCGCAGUACGAAGUGUUGAAGGAAGACAUUUUGGCCAUGAAGGACGUGCUCAAAGAGAUCCGGGAAUUGUCGGAAAUGGGCUCACAAACAAAGCUCACACUCGAACUACUCACCGAGCAACUUCGAGAGAAAACAGUGAAGCUAGAAGAGGCAGAGAAACAAAUUGGUCGGCUAGAAAUCAAAAUAAGACAUCUCGAACAAGAAAGACAGAAAGACAAACUGCAAAUUGACCGCCUUCAAGGUUCGAUCACACAACAAGAGUUCACGAUUUUAUCUCUGAGGAAAGAGGUGGAUAUACAAUGCGAGCAGAUUGAGGACAAAGGGAAGGAAAUCAAUACACUGAAGAAACACGACGUGGACAAAGAGAGAAGACUGGAACGAUUGGAAAAUAUGAUGGCAACCCAAAUGGUCAAACCCAGACAGAAGUUGCAAAGCAGAAUGAUAUCAAAAAACAGAUUUCAGUAGACUUCAAAGUUAGACAUUUCGUGGACACUGGGUUUCUAUGGACGGUGUGAGAACAAAAUGAUUUGAUGGACAACGCUAAUAAAACUAAUUUAUAACACAUUGACUAUUAUUAUACACCUAUUAAAAAGGGCACGGCUGAGGGAUACUAUUUGGACAACAAUAGCAAUACUUGUAUUAAGUAGAUGCUAUGUGGGCCUAAUUUGAUGACAUGAUUUACAAUAAGCAAUCAAGGACAAAAGUCAUGGAUGUUGACAGUGCAUAAGUGCUGGACUGCUCAAGCUGCCAGUGUACCACGACCAUUGAUAUACCAGUCGGGCGGGGUUGGGUGGUAUAUCAAUGACCGUGGUAUGUGCUAUCCUGUCUCUGGGAUGGUGCAUAUAAAAGAUCCCUUGCUACUAAUGGAAAAUUGUAGCGGGUUUUCUCUCUAAGACUAUAUGUCAAAAUUACAAAAUGUUUGACAUCAAAUAGCGGAUGAUUAAUAAAUCAAUGUGUUCUAAUGGUGUCGUUAAACAAAACAAACAAAAAGACAUUGACUUCUCAAGGUCCUAUCAGUCAAGUAAUCACCCACCCUACACGUCAGACCUGACUCCACGGCAUUCUGAUCUGUUCCGGGAUUCAAAAACCUUCCUUCAUGGUAUCCAAUAGUUGAUGAUUAAUAAACUAAUGUGCUCUAGUGAUGUUGUUACAUAAAACAAACUUCAACGUUUCCUUCGCGGUAACCGUUUUGAAGAUAAUGAUAAUGAUAAUAAGUCUAAAGGGUGGUUGAUGAGCCAGCCAGAAGAAUUCUCUUUCCCCAAUAGUUUGAUAAAUAAAUGUGCCAAAUGCAUUGAAGUCAAGAGUGGUUUAAUUAAAAAAGUAAAGUAGUAGUGUUUGAUCUGUUAUCACUUCCAGUGCCUAUUUCUAUUAACGUUUUGACUAAUCCUCUGAUAUGUUACAAAAACAAAUGUAUAUAAAUUCAGAUGUAUGAUAUAAGUUACAAAUAUAAACAAGCAGAUAUAAUAUAUAUGUUGAAAGAAAUGUUUUCGUACCAAAUGUAAUUGUAAUAACCUUGUCCAUGUUGUUGAUCAUUAGAUUAAUUUUCUUUUCAUGUUUUUAUUACAAUUUAAAUAGGGAAUAUUUAUUUUUUAAAAACUACCAGGGAAUUAAUAUCAGUAUGGAUUCGGUUUUAUUAAUACCCCCCCCCCCCCCCCACACACACACACACACACCACAUACUGAAUUUACUAGAAGUGUGUUUUAACAUCUAAUAACAAAUUAAAACGUGUGUGGUUUUUAUGAUAAUAAAAACUGUUUUCUCAUGGUUGUACUGAAUAUUGUGUUUAGACA